Messenger RNA from Numida meleagris (helmeted guineafowl), 1594 nucleotides. It is a transcript of the gene ANXA13, whose product is annotated as annexin A13. Lineage: Eukaryota; Metazoa; Chordata; Aves; Galliformes; Numididae. Bases 350 to 1378 code for a protein of 342 amino acids. The record is from RefSeq and is a predicted model, not a curated record. Gene Ontology annotation, cellular component: cytoplasm. The transcript is spliced from 12 exons. Gene Ontology annotation, molecular function: calcium-dependent phospholipid binding; calcium ion binding.
AGGCACUACUGUAGUUAAGUGUUUUUAAUCAUUGUAAUAACAGUUAGAUAAAAGGGUGUAUGUAUAACCUUAGGGCUCAUAUUAUGAAAUCCUUAUUUUCUCUGGCAAAACUAGCCAACUGCAUGACCCAACAGGAUGUGCUAUUAGAUUGCAGGGAUAAUAAAGCCACCAUGUAAUGAUGAAUACACCCCACCUUGAAAUGACUAGAAUUUAAAUAAGUCCAAAGUUAUUGAUUAACCCAGGGCUGGGUAGAACUUAGCAGCUCUAUGAAAAGGUGACUAUUUCAUCUGAAUGCUUGUUUUAUUGAAGAGCAGAAGAAUUGUAUCUUCCACACUCAGGCUAAGCAAAAAUGGGCGGUUCACAUAGCAAGUCUUACAACCUCCCAGAGGAUAAACGGGAACCAGCCGUAGGGACAACAAGUUUGUCAGCAGAUAAGCCAUCAACCGACAAACACCAUCGUCAUGGUUUUGAUGCAGACCGAGAUGCUAAGAAAUUACACAGUGCCUGCAAAGGGGCAGGAACUGAUGAAAAAAAAAUUAUUGAAGUCUUGUCAAGUCGAACAUCAGAGCAGAGACAACAAAUUAAACAGAAGUACAAAGCUCUCUAUGGCAAGGAUUUGGAAGAGGUCCUGAAGGGAGACCUGAGUGGCAGUUUUGAAAAGGCUGUGCUGGCUCUGCUGGACCUUCCCUGCGAGUAUCAGGCCCGGGAGCUUCACAAGGCCAUGAAGGGCGUCGGGACCGACGAGUCGCUGCUGAUUGAGAUCCUCUGCACACAAAACAAUAAGGAAAUCAUAAGCAUAAAGGAGGCAUACAAGCGGCUCUUUGAUAAAGAUCUGGAGUCUGAUGUGCGAGGUGACACGAGUGGUUCCCUGAGGAAGAUACUGGUCACUGUGCUGGAGGCAACCAGGGAUGAGAACCAACAGGUCAACACAGAGCUGGCUGAGCAGGAUGCCUCAGAUCUGUAUAAAGCAGGAGAAGGCCGCUGGGGAACAGAGGAGCUGGCUUUCAAUGUUGUCUUAGCAAAGAGAAGCUACAGUCAGCUGAGAGCGACUUUUCAGGCCUAUGAAAAGGUGUCUGGAAAAGAUAUAGAAGAAUCCAUUAAAAGCGAAACAUCAGGAGAUCUGGAGAAAGCUUAUCUCACACUUGUCAGCUGUGCCAAAGACUGUCCGGGUUACUUUGCUACACUUCUGCACAAGUCAAUGAAAGGAGCUGGGACUGAUGAAGAUACCUUGAUUCGCAUCCUUGUGACCAGGUCUGAGAAUGACCUGCCAGCAAUAAAGGGGAAGUUCCAGGAAAUGUACAAGAAGUCGUUAACUGAAGCUGUCCGAUCUGAUACCUCUGGGGACUUCAGAAAGUUGCUUCUGGCUAUUUUGCACUAAAAAGCCAUCAAGAAUGAAGAGGCAUGCUGAGCAGCCACCUCUUGAUUAGCUUCCAAAAUAGCAUCCAAAAAAUGUGGCAUUAGCACAAAGAAAAAAAUCCAAUUUAUUUUCUUUCCAGCUGGGAAACACAUUGCCAAGUAAAGCUGGACGUGAGGUUUAUGUUAUGGCUAGCUUGCCAAAUGUCCUUAAGCAAUAAAGAUGUGUUAAAAAACUAAA